Messenger RNA from Lolium rigidum, 1449 nucleotides. RefSeq names its product leucine-rich repeat receptor-like kinase protein THICK TASSEL DWARF1. The record is from RefSeq and is a predicted model, not a curated record. Gene Ontology annotation, molecular function: protein binding. Lineage: Eukaryota; Viridiplantae; Streptophyta; Magnoliopsida; Poales; Poaceae. Bases 1 to 1449 code for a protein of 482 amino acids. The transcript has 2 exons.
AUGUUCGCCGCCGGGGAGUGGCUGCGGCAGGAGAUGGAGGAGAAGCGCGGUGGCCCCGGCGUCGACCCGCGGCGGCUCGUGGCCGGGAGGGUGCUCGCCGUCGCCAACCUCGCCUUCUGGGGCGCCAACCUGUUCGCCUUGCUCGUGCCCUUCUACCUGCCCAGGGCGCUCCAGAGGUACUACUGCGGCAGCGCCGACGACGGCCAGCCUCUCCUCCUCAUCCUCCUCCUGCUCGCCGCCUGCGCCCGGGCGGCGCUGCACGAGCGCGACGCGGCGGCGCUCCGGGACGUGCGCGCCAGCCUUCGCGACCUGCCGGGCUCCCGCUUCUUCGACUCCUGGGACGACGCCGCCGCCACCCCGUGCGCCUACGCCGGCGUCGUGUGCGCUCCCGACGAGUCGGACCCGUCCGGGGAACUCCUCCGCGUGUCCGUCCUCACCCUCGGCACCGGCCUCUCCGACUCGCCCGGCCUGGCGGGCACGCUCCCGGCAUCCCUCGCCAGCCUCACCGCGCUCACCGACCUCGUCCUCUACCCGGGCCGCGUCGGCGGGUCCAUCCCGCCCGACCUCGGCGCCGGCCUCCGCCGCCUCAGGCUGCUCUCGCUCUCCGGGAACCGGCUCACCGGCCCGGUCCCCGACUCCCUGGCCGGCCUGCCCGACCUGCACACGCUCGACCUCGGCAGCAACCGGCUCGACGGCGCCGUCCCCUCCGGCCUGCUCCUCCCGGCCUCGCCCAGCCUCAAGGUGCUCAUCCUCGCCAGCAACGCCGGCCUCUCCGGCCAGAUUCCCGCCCAGUUCUCCGCCUCCCAGCUCUUCCACGUCGACCUCAGCCGCUGCUCCAUCGCCGGCACGCUCCCUCCUCUCCCGCCCACCCUCCGUUACUUCUCCGUGGCCGCCAACUCCAUGGACGGCACCCUCGACGAUGCCUUCGCCACCACCAGCCAGGCCCCGGCCGACCUGGCCUUCCUCGACCUCUCCAUGAACGACUUCUCCGGCGCGAUCCCGCCGCAGCUCUUCGCGCUCCCGAGCGCCUCCUCGCUGCUCCUCUCCCGCAACAACUUCACGGGCGCCCUGUCUGUUCCGGCGACACCGGCCUCCGCGACGCCGCCGUGGGCCGUGGUGGACGUGAGCCACAACGCCAUCUCGGGCGAGGUGCCGGAGGCGCUGGCGGCGGCGGGGACCCUGUACGUCAACAACAACAAGAUCUCCGGGGAGGUGCCGGACGCGGUGGCGCGCAGCGUCUUCGCGGGGCGGAUGACCACCUUCUACGCGCAGCACAACUUCCUCACGGGGUUUCCCGUGCCGGCGCGGCCGCUCCCGGACUCCGCCGCGCUCUGCCUCUCGUACAACUGCAUGGACCUGCCGUCCGCCUCCGCCGCCGACGGCUGCCCCACCAUCGGCGGGCCCCUCGAGGCCAGGCCCGCCGACCAGUGCCGGAGCGGCGGAGGGUGA